This is a messenger RNA of Hibiscus syriacus, 930 nucleotides long. RefSeq names its product lysosomal amino acid transporter 1-like. The record is from RefSeq and is a predicted model, not a curated record. The coding region runs from base 1 to 930 and encodes 309 amino acids. The transcript has a single exon. NCBI's taxonomy places the organism in Eukaryota, Viridiplantae, Streptophyta, Magnoliopsida, Malvales, Malvaceae.
AUGGCGACAUGCAGCCGGCUGAGCGGGGAGUGCUGGCAAUGGGCGAAAGUUUACUUAGACGACUGCGUCUGCGGCACGAGAGACCGAGUUUCGUUCGGUUUGGGGCUGGUCAGUGUACUAAGCUGGGCCGUGGCCGAAAUCCCUCAGAUCAUGACCAACUACAAGAACAAAUCCGUUGAAGGCCUCUCUCUCGGUUUCUUGAUUACUUGGAUAGUCGGCGAUCUUUUCAAUCUCUCCGGUUGUAUUCUCGAACCGGCUACUCUCCCGAUGCAGUACUACAUGGCGGUUUUGUAUGCGAUAACCACCUUUAUCCUCACGGCACAGACUGUAUACUAUGGUCACAGCUACCCUGACGUGCGCAACAAGGAUUUAGUUCAAGAGCCAUUGCUGGGUACAUAUGUCACAACACAAUCGACCUCUCGGCACCGGGAACUCAUAUCGCCUUGGAGCUUGAAAUCAUUGCUAUGCUCGGUGUCCGCAUUAAUGUUCAUCGGCUUAUUCAAUUCAAACGUCUCCAAAUUCAAAGUAAAUCAAGGAUUUAUGAUACAUAUAGGAAGAAAGCUUCUCCAGUCAAAUUCAAGCGGUUCUGAAGGAGGUAGCAGAGUUGGGACUUUUCUUGGUUGGGCAAUGGCGAUUAUCUACAUGGGUGGACGGCUUCCACAAAUUUACUUGAUCAUUAGAAGAGGCAAUGUAGAGGGACUUAGCCCUUUUAUGUUCAUCUUUGCUUUGGUUGGGAACUUUACGUAUGUUGCUAGUAUACUUGUGAGGAGCUUGGAUUGGUCGAUAAUAGAACCGAACUUGCCAUGGCUGGUGGAUGCUGGUGGAUGUGCGCUGCUUGAUGCUUUUAUAGUAAUCCAGAUUAUAUAUUUUUCUAAGUGGGCUGGUCGAGAAGCUGCGGUCGAGCACGAAUCGCCAUGGGAGUUUUGUUGA